GUUCCAGCUAAGCAGGAUGCAGCCUUUUUGCUGGCCCUCCUCUCGCACAGUGCUUUUUAUCCACAGCUAACAGAGACAUUCAUUUAGGUAUGAGUUCAUCAGGGGAAGUUUAUAUCUUCAACUAAAUUUGGUAAUUCAGACCAGCCUGCUCUGUCUCUCCUAAAACAACACAGCUAUAUAUAAGCAGUUUGUCCAACAAUUCCAGCGAGGCUUGCGGAGAUCCCAGAUAAUUUGUCCGAAGCAGGAUUGUUACAGAAAAUCACAUGCUUGUUGGACUGGACUGAUCAGAAGCCUUUUAUGCUAUGUCUUAGAAAACAGGCCAUGCUGUCCGAGCAAUAGGAAGACUGUCGUCCAUGGCAAUGAUUUCUGGUAUGAGUGGGAGGAAGGCCUCUGGGAGCUCGCCUACCAGCCCUAUAAAUGCAGACAAAGUAGAGAAUGAAGAUGCCUUCCUUGAAGAAGUGGCUGAAGAAAAGCCCCAUGUAAAGCCAUAUUUUACUAAAACAAUCCUGGAUAUAGAGGUUGUGGAAGGAAGUGCUGCUAGAUUUGACUGCAAAAUUGAAGGCUACCCUGACCCCGAGGUGAUGUGGUACAAAGACGAUCAGCCUGUCAAGGAGUCCCGUCACUUCCAGAUAGAUUAUGAUGAGGAUGGGAACUGUUCUUUGACUAUUUCUGAAGUAUGUGGGGACGAUGAUGCCAAAUACACCUGCAAAGCUGUUAACAGUCUUGGGGAAGCCACGUGCACCGCAGAGCUCCUUGUGGAGACAAUGGGAAAAGAAGGAGAAGAUGAAGAUGAGGAGGAGGAAGAAUGAAACAAGGCUCAAAGAAAAAAAGAUUGAAAAAAAAAAUAUUUAAAGACUCUCCUUAUAAGGCUCAGAAAACCAAGUUAUCAAAAGCACCUUGUGUGAUAUGUAGGUCUUUGGAGGGUUGUUUUUUCAGCAUGAUCAGUUGAUACCUGUUUGCUUCAUGUAUGGGCAUUAAUGCAAAUCAGCAGGCAAUUUUAAGUUGCUAGCAGGAUUGGAUUUACUUUAAGCAAGUCAUC
Messenger RNA from Merops nubicus (carmine bee-eater), 1039 nucleotides. RefSeq names its product telokin. NCBI's taxonomy places the organism in Eukaryota, Metazoa, Chordata, Aves, Coraciiformes, Meropidae. The transcript has 3 exons. The record is from RefSeq and is a predicted model, not a curated record. The coding region runs from base 354 to 809 and encodes 151 amino acids.